AUGGACAACACGUUCGGCGGCGCCAAGGUCAUCGUCUGCAAGAAGCGCAUCGCCGCGCGCUACCUCCGGGGCUGGUUCACCAUCGACAUCCUGGCCUGCGCGCCCAUCGACUUCAGCUCGCGCGUCGUGGCGAAGAGCCUGACCUGCUCCUUCCACGUGACGAACCCGUGCACGCACCGCCUCAACGCGAAGCCGUCGUCGAGCGCGUUCCGCCUCGUGAAGAUCUUGCGCGUGUUCCGCGUGCUCAAGCUCUUUCGGUUGUUCCGGCUGAAGCGUCUGAUCACCAAGUACCAGGACGAGCUCAUCUACUGGAUGCCCUUCAUCUCCGCGACGAAGCUGCUCUUCGCGCUGCUCUGGGCGUCCCACUGGAUGGGCUGCUGCUACGCGCUCGUCUUCCCCUUCGACCGGGACGCGGGCAUUUUAGCGAGGUACGUCGACUGCGUCUACUGGGCCAUGCAGACCAUCACGACCGUGGGCUACGGCGACAUGACGUCGACGCGGACGUCCGCGCGCUUGGUCGCGACGGGCGGCAUGGCCGUCGGCGGCCUGAUCUUCGGCUGGCUCAUCCAGUACGUGCUCAACGUGCUGGACCCGGACACCUUCGAGCGGAAGCAGCAGGCGCGCGUCGAGCGCGUCAUGGCCUACCUCCGCGCGAACUCGCUGCCGAACAACCUGAGCCAGCGCGUCGUCCGCCACGUGAGGCAGCAGAACUCGCGCCAGACCGAGGACCGGAGCGUGCUCGUGGAGCUGCCGCGCCAGCUGCGCAGCGACAUCUGCCUCCACCUCUACGAGGGCUUCAUCUCCCAGGUGCCCCUCCUCCAGGGCACGAACCACCACUUCAUCGCGGACGUCUGCACCAAGGUCGUGCCGCUGACGAUCCCGCUGUCCGAGCUCGUCUACGGCUCCGGCGACAUCGCCGAGGAGGGGGCCUACGUCGUCGUCACGGGCGAGGUCGCGUUGCUCGGGCCCAAGCCGGCGCGGAAGCCCCGCAUCGCCCGGGGCCUCAGCUACCGCGAGUCCGUGACGCAGCGGCGGACGGUCCGCGAGCGCGCGCAGGGCAGCCGCCACAUCGUCACGCUGGGGCCCGGCGGCGUCUUCGGCGAGUCGAGCGCCCUGGGCUGCACGCGGCGCUGCGAGGAGGCCAUCGCGCGGAAAACCUGCGAGCUGCUCACGAUCACGGGGCCGAGCCUCCGCGGCGCGCUCGACAUGGUGCCCGCGCUGCGCUGGAAGAUCCUGAAGCACAGCGUGGGCCACGCCAUCGCCUGCACCUACGACCACCGCACCAUCGCCCAGAUCCUCUCCGAGCUCCACCUGCCGGAGCUGCUCAUGGAGGAGGAGGACGGGCCCGCGCAGCUCGCCGCGUCCGCGCUCCGCGUGCUCCGGCCGCGCGUGCCCCGCGUGCGGCCCGACUGGCACGAGAUCCUGCUCAACAUGCGCGAGGUCUGGGAGCACCGCGUCUGCGGCAUCCACGAGGAGACGGACCCGGCCAUCGCGUCGGGGGGGAAGGACCCCAUCUCGGAGCUCCGCGCGGAGAUGCGCACCAUGGCCGAGACCAUCGAGAAGCAGAACAAGCUUCUCGACGCGCGCCUCGAGGCCAUCCUCGCCAUGGGCGCGCUCGCGCAGCAGCGCGCGGCCGCGAAGGCCGCCGACGGCCGGCCGUCGUGA
Messenger RNA from Aureococcus anophagefferens, 1665 nucleotides. RefSeq lists its product as hypothetical. The record is from RefSeq and is a predicted model, not a curated record. Bases 1 to 1665 code for a protein of 554 amino acids. The transcript has a single exon. Gene Ontology annotation, biological process: transmembrane transport; monoatomic ion transport. Gene Ontology annotation, molecular function: monoatomic ion channel activity. Gene Ontology annotation, cellular component: membrane. NCBI's taxonomy places the organism in Eukaryota, Pelagophyceae, Pelagomonadales, Pelagomonadaceae.